Molecule: messenger RNA, 930 nt
Organism: Penicillium digitatum Pd1
Lineage: Eukaryota; Fungi; Ascomycota; Eurotiomycetes; Eurotiales; Aspergillaceae
Source: RefSeq, a predicted model, not a curated record
AUGCUCGAUGACUUCGAUCUAAAGGGCUCAAAUGGAUCUCAUAAAUGCCUAGUUUAUGAGCUUCUAGGUCCCAACGUUCCAGAUAUAAUUGAUGCAAAUUUUUCAGAUGGAAGACUUCCUGGCAAGCUCGCCAAAAUCAUUGCAAAGCAAUGUUUGAUCGGACUCGAUAGUUUGCACCAACGAAAGAUUGGGCAUGGAGGUAAAUCACUUUCUUGGAAAUACUUUGGACAGUGCUCACCUGGUAUAGAUCUGCAUACCCGCAAUUUGGCCUUCGCUAUGCCUUACAUAGACGAUUUAACAGAAGAACGGUUUAUCGAGAUGCUAGGAAAACCAGAAGUUGGCUAUGUCCAAAAACGCGACGGGAAAUGCCUGGAAGCCGGCGUGCCCGAAUAUGUUGUGAAACCUGCCUCAUACGAGAAUCACUCUUGGAAUCUGGCUCAGGAUGUCAAAAUAAUCGACUUCGGAGAGUCAUUCUUGCACACUGCUCCCCCUAAAACACUACACACACCUUUAUCUCUUCGGGCACCGGAAGUUAUAUUUCAAGAUCACAUUGAUUAUCGUGUUGAUUUGUGGAGCAUGGGCUGCAUGCUCUUUGAACUGUUCGUGGGCCAGCCACCUUUCGACACAUUCUUAAUAACACCCACAAUCCUUGUUGGCCAAAUGCGAGAGAUGGCAACUGAUGAAAUACCUGAAAGAUGGCAAGAUAAAUGGAAUACGAUGAACACAGGGGACGUCAUGGCCACAGAAAGCACCGGGCCCAACUUGCAGGAAUGGCUGGAAGAAGUAUACUUUGAUGGCCCGCUGAGUCCCGAUCUCACACGAGAGGACAUAGUGAGGCUGGGACAAAUCGUUGGAAGAUUAUUGCAUUUUGAGCCGUCUGCAAGAGCGUCAGCGAGACAAGUUCUUGAUGACCCUUGGUUUAAUGAGUGA